AUGGACCUGGAAUCAAUUUGGCAACACCUCAAGGAAGCCACGGGCGCUUCUGCAUCCCCUGCCCAAUCUUUGAUAGACCCUUCUACUGGUGGGAUUUUCCCCAUCUCCAUCGUCGAGAAUCUUUUUCGAUAUCCGCUGCAGAAGCUAGGAAUUGCCGGAAAGCAAGAGAAUAUGAUUCCUCCAGCUACACCAAGUAAGAGUGAUCCCCCUCGAGAGGUCCUCCUUGGAUCUCAUGUAGUGGCGGGGAUGAUCGGCAAGCUUGUGGCUGCUAUUACCUUAAUCCGGAAACCGGGUGUGCCGCCUUAUAACUUUUCGUCAAAUCCUGCCCCAGACCCUACUCACCAUUGGGCUAUCCUCGUUGGGGACUACUACCACGAGCUUGGUGGCGACGUGGAGUUUAACAUCCUAUACAAUAACGACAAGACAUCAGCACAGACCUUUCUUGGCUUAUGGGAGAAGCCAAUAGUGAUUGGCAAGACUACUUUUAACGACGAAGCUAUCCGACAGGCUGCCGAAGAUGUCAUCAAGGCCAUGGUGCCAAGAUACAAUAUCUACAAUAACAAUUGCCAGCUAUUUUGUAUGAACUUAGCGGACGCGAUUUGCGAGGGUGGCCAUGCUACGCCAACGACUAGCUGGCAGAUGAGACCUGUGUUGCAAUCCGAGCCAGCAAAACGUGUACGUGAGAUAACACUUAAGCAAACUCCCUUCAUACCUCCGAUCGAACUAGCUUAA
Messenger RNA from Fusarium odoratissimum NRRL 54006, 732 nucleotides. RefSeq lists its product as uncharacterized. The transcript has 3 exons. Bases 1 to 732 code for a protein of 243 amino acids. The record is from RefSeq and is a predicted model, not a curated record. Lineage: Eukaryota; Fungi; Ascomycota; Sordariomycetes; Hypocreales; Nectriaceae.